UCCAAACACAGUUACACAUUCAGUCUUGCAUGUCUGGACAUCAUGAUCAAUAAGGAGUCCCAGUCUUCAGACCACCUUACAGUAGCCUCACGCAGAGGGGUAAGGAUGGCAAAAGUGGCUGUUGUUUUAGCUGCCGCUUUUAUGCUUGCCAGCAUAGCAGUUAUCAUUUCUAUAGCAGUUGUACAGACCCAUAAGAAGACUUAUGUUUCUCGUGGACUUAAGUAUGGCAUUGUUUUGGAUGCAGGCUCUUCCAGGACUACCGUUUAUCUCUAUGAAUGGCCUGCAGAGAAGGAAAACAACACUGGGGUUGUGAGUCAGACAACUAAGUGUCAAGUUGAAGGCCCUGGAAUUUCAGAUCUUGGUUUAGAUGAAGAUCAAGACAAAACGACAUGGAAAAGCUUACAUGAGUGCAUAGAAAAGAUGACUGAGGCCAUUCCUUCCCAUCAGCAUAACUCGACCCCUGUCUUCCUUGGGGCAACAGCAGGGAUGAGGCUCCUACACAUGACAAAUGAAGGGAGAUCCAACGAUGUCCUGAAAAAAAUGAAGAACUACCUUAGCUCUCUUCCUUUCAAAUUCCAAAAUGCUUCUAUCAUUUCUGGACAAGAAGAAGGCCUUUAUGGCUGGAUGACUGUCAACUACCUGAAAGGGAAUUUCCUAGAGAAAAAUCUAUGGAAUGCCUGGAUACAUCCUCAUGGGGCUAAGACAGUUGGGUCAUUGGACUUGGGUGGAGCCUCAACACAAAUUGCCUUUGCUACUUCUGAUGAUGCUAAAGGUGAAGAUAUCAUUAAGGUUUCACUCUAUGGCUAUGAAUACAACAUCUAUACACACAGUUUCCUCUGCUAUGGGAAGAAUGAAGCCGAGAAGAGAGUUCUGGCCAAACUUGCAAAGGAACCCACCAGCUGGGCUAAUGUGAAGCACCCCUGUUUUCCUACUGGCUACAAUACCACCAUGCUUGCAGAGGAAGUUUUUGGCAGUGAAUGUACAAAGAACAAUGUUCCUUCAAGAUAUAACCCAAAGCGUUCAAUUACUUUCUUUGGACAGAGCAACCCUGAACAGUGCAAAGCCUUGGUCAGGAGUAUCUUUGACCUCACAUCCUGCCAGGGAACAGAAAACUGCUCCUUCGAUGGAGUUUAUCAACCACCGCUGAGUGGAGACUUCACUGCCUAUGCAGGGUUCUACUGGACUGCUUUGGCUUUAAAAGUGAAUGGUUCCAAUAGCAUGGAGAAAUUCAACACAAACAUGAAGCUCUUCUGCUCAAACGAUUGGAAAAAUCUCAAGCAGAACUACGGGAACAAAGACAGCCAUCUCAAGUCCUUCUGCUACUCUGCAAAUUAUGUGCACACCAUUCUUGCAGAUGGUUACAAAUUCAACACAGACAACUGGGAAAAUCUGGAGUUUAGCAAAGAGGUAAAUAAUACCAGUAUAGCCUGGUCCCUGGGCUAUAUGCUUGCACUUUCCAACAUGAUCCCAGCCGAAGGGAAAAUCAUCAAGCUACCCAUUAACAAUGUUCUCUUUACUGGCCUCCUCCUGCUGUUUUCUGCUAUGACUAUUAUCACCCUCACAUACCUUGUCAUUGCACUGGCGCGCUACUGUUAUUGAGGUUUUGUCUGUCCGAAGUUCUCAUAUGCAGAACUAAUGUCCUACUUAGGGAGGUUUAGUAAAACCAGGAGAGACACC
Messenger RNA from Danio aesculapii, 1677 nucleotides. RefSeq names its product ectonucleoside triphosphate diphosphohydrolase 3 (gene entpd3). Gene Ontology annotation, cellular component: plasma membrane. The record is from RefSeq and is a predicted model, not a curated record. The transcript has 10 exons. NCBI's taxonomy places the organism in Eukaryota, Metazoa, Chordata, Actinopteri, Cypriniformes, Danionidae. Gene Ontology annotation, biological process: nucleoside diphosphate catabolic process. Bases 43 to 1599 code for a protein of 518 amino acids. Gene Ontology annotation, molecular function: UDP phosphatase activity; GDP phosphatase activity.